Molecule: messenger RNA, 3957 nt
Organism: Boleophthalmus pectinirostris (great blue-spotted mudskipper)
Lineage: Eukaryota; Metazoa; Chordata; Actinopteri; Gobiiformes; Gobiidae
Gene: pgap4
Product: post-GPI attachment to proteins GalNAc transferase 4
Exons: 2
Coding region: 341-1582 (413 amino acids)
Biological process (GO): GPI anchor biosynthetic process
Cellular component (GO): Golgi membrane
Molecular function (GO): glycosyltransferase activity
Source: RefSeq, a predicted model, not a curated record
CUUGAUUUAUUCCUGGUUUAUUCUAGGUUAAUUAUUGUUUAUAUCACUUUUCUUUGUACAAAGGGAAGAGCCUGGAUUCUGAACAAACUGGUCUUACCACAAUAGCUUCUCUUGUUAUAAGUCAUUAUAAUCUUUGUUUAUAUCAGAGAACAGUGCGUUCUAGAAACGUGGUUUGAUAAUCAAAUGUACCAGGAAGUUUUCGACAUACUUCUACAGUUUAUUGCAAAAUGCGCAGGGCAAAGCUAAAUCAGUUCAUGAAUGUGAACUAAGCAGGUCUAAAUCAGUUCUAAAUCAGUUCAAAAUUAGGCCUAAAUCAGGUCUAAAUCAGGACUAAACCCAGAUGUUUCCAAAACAAGCUCAGAGGAGACGCUCACACGAGGAAUAUUCGGAUGCGUUCCCGAUGCCUCGAUGGCGCCCUCUUCUGGCUCCGUACCUGCGUCGCACCAGUGUCGUGUUCCAGGCUUUUUGUCUGUGCGUCCUCACCUUCUGCGUCCUGCUUCCUCUCUGCUGCCACCGCCUGCUCUACUCCUACUACUUCAUCAAACCUCUGUUCCUGGACUCCAUGAGCGAAGCUGUGCUCAUACAGAGCCUACACCGUGGACAAGACGCACUCACAUUCUGGAAAACCAAAGAAAACUCAGAAUUUUCGGAACUUUCUGAACAGACGAAUUUACUGGUGACAAUUGUGACAUCUAGACGCAGUGAAGCGAAAGAGUUUCAUUAUCUUCUGCAGGUGAUGAAGACCCUGCACGACAUGUUGUUGAGCUGUGAGGGGCUCCAACACUGCGCUGACCUUCUCAUCUGUGACGUACAACACGGAAACCAGGAAAACGAAGAUGCUAUUUUACUCAGAAACCAUUUUAAAGUUGUUCGGCGCACUUUUAAAGAACGUGAAACGGAUUUGGACUUUGUGAACACAUUCGAAAAAGAGAAGCGUGAUUACAUCUUUUGUUUACGUAAAGGCUGGGAGCUAACACACGCUAAAAACAUUAUAGUUUUAGAGGACGAUGCUUUGCCAAAAUCAGACUUUUUUCAGGUAGUUUAUAACCUUCUUUCACGCACUUUUAUUCGAAAUUCUCUUUACGUUAAACUGUACCAUCCAGAGAGACUGCAGCGUUAUUUCAACCCUGAACCUUACCGCAUUUUGGAGUGGAUUGGUCUUGGUUCAGUGCUCGCUACAACUCUACUCUUAGCUUUGCCUUUUUGUAAACGCCUCCCUGUAGCCUUCUCUCUUUCUCGCGCUAACCUGCUCUUCUUUACAUUGUAUUUUAUGGCAGUUGCAGAGCUUUUUGGCCGUCACUACCUUCUUGAAUUGCGUCGUUUUUCACCUCAGCUUUACGCGGUUUCCCCAGCGACCGAAUGCUGCACUCCUGGCAUGUUGUUCCCUGGUAACUCAUCUCUGCGUGUGGCGGAUAUUUUGGACGCUGCAUUCUGCACUAAAGGGAACGCCAAAGACCUGGUCCUGUACCAGUCUGCUCGAGCGGCAGGGGAACGUGCCCACAGCCUCGAACCCAACCUCAUCACUCACAUCGGGGCCUUCUCCUCAGUCAGACCCAACCCCCUACGGCCCAAACUGCUGUGAAGCCCAUUCACACUGUGCCUUAGGUUGGCAGAAAUAAUACAGGUCAUAUAUUACACCAUGUAAAAAAAAAUAUACCCAGAGUUGUGUUUUGUUUCUUUCACACAUGUUUGAGUAAUCCUUUAUUAUUAUUCCACCUUGUGAUGUCAUGAAGUGGUAGUUUUUUAAGUCUACAGCAGCUACCUUAUACCUUUAGUUCAGUAGAGUUUGGGCUCCCUGUCCAAGGCUGAAAUCAUCCAAAUGCUUUCAGUGAAGGUAUAUGGAGUUCAAAAACACAGUCGAGCACUACCUGUAUUAGGACGUGACAUCACAAAGUGCAACAGAGUGUUUUCAUUUUUAGGAAAACGUUUGGCCUAAAUGUGCAGGAUUGUGUGUUACAUGUGUGAAUGAACAAAAUAAGUCAAGGUAUGUUUUGAUGAGAAAAACUAAAUUAUAACAUAGAUCAGAAAAUAGCAUAGCAUGGAGCCUUUAAAUAGUGCAUUUCACAGUUGCCAAAUAGAUUGAGACGUCACCUCACAAAAUAUUAUGGGAUGUCCGCUUUAGACAAACAAACACUCAACACUCAAAGCCGGUAUUUCCUCCUCUGUCAAAACAACUUCCACAUUUCCAGUCCUAACAUUCUGUAACAAACAGUAAUACUGAAUCAAAUUUAUGACACUGACACAAAUACCCUAAAGCAGGAUGAUCCCCCCCAAAACCUGCCUGGGAUCCAAAAUACAAACUUCUUAAAUAAUUUACAAAAAUGUGAGUCUGGUUAUCAGUGAAUCUCCUGUUUUAAGAUGGGCGUGAUUGUCAGGUGGAUUAGCCACAUAAAGUCCAUAUAGGAAAAAAUAUCAUGAGGAGCUGAAAAACAUUGUACAUUCCUGCAGAAUCAAUGAGCCAAGCACUAAAAUCUGUUAAUCUGAAAUUAGAUAAAUUAUAUUUUAUUUGUAAAUGAUAGGUGAUCAAUGAGCUCAUUUGUUUCACAUACAUCACUGAAAAACAAAUCUGCGCAAUCAUGUUUGACUGGGUUUGAGGCUCAAUGGAUGGCAUGGGGACCAGAUGAUAUGAGCCUGUAUAUAAAUACAGAGAUAUCAUUCUGGAUUUGCCAGGCAAACAAAAACUAUUAUAAAUGUACAAUAUUCUUAAAAAAAUUGAACUGGAGGAUGCAAUUUUUUAUGAGUCAUAGAAAUUAAUUGAAUCCUCUACACCUUAAAUCUUAAUGCAUUUCCACAAAAUAACCAAAUCAUCCACUGGUGCAAAGAGGUAUACACAAUAAAUAUUCACCCCCAAAAAUGCUUGUCCCAUCUAUCAUGCAUUGAACGAUAAGCCAAUAUAGUAAUUAUCGUGACAGGCUUAGUGACUUCAUGAUCCUCAUCACACAUCGCAACACUAAUAUUACUGUAAGUUAAGGUGUACUUUGUUAUUUUGUUUGAAAUGUGUCCCUUGCAUUUGACCCAUCAUUCAAUGUUCACUGGAUUCAACCUGUCCAGAACCAGAUCUGAGCCAGGAUCCUGGUCAGGACUACCUAAAUUAGUCUGUAGAAACCAGAGACCAAACCAGAGACCCUCUCUCUGUGAGGCACAAUGACACAGAAUAACCCUGUGACUGCUGUGGUCAAUCCCAUCUGCUGGAACUGAGCUCGUCACUGCCCCCUGCUGGACACCACUCUACUGUAUCUUUGAAAUGGACCAAAGACCAAAAGCUUGAACGACAUAAAUUCCAAAUUUUGGCCUUAAAAGUUUAAAAUUAUAGUGAAAUAAUAAAAUAAGAAAAAAUCUAAAUGAUCAAACUCAAAAUAAGUGCUUUCAAUGGUUUGAUCUUGGUUCUUAAUUUAGAUCUGUUUUAGUCCUGGUUUAGACUUGAUUUAGUCCUGGGUAAAUUCUGGGCUAGACCUUAGCUGGUUUUGUCAUGGUUUAUUCCUGGUUUAUUUCUGGCUUGAUCCUGCGUUAAAUCUGGGUUAGUUCUGAGUUAGUUUGGUGUUUUUUGUGACAUUACCUGAUUUAGUUCGGUUUUAAUCCUGGUUUAGUCCUUUUUCAGUCCUAGUUUACAUCUGAUUUAGCCCUGGUUUAGUUCUGGGGUAGUUCAUCACUACUUGGUUGGUCUUUUGGUCCAUUUGUUUACAUAUGUCUUUAUCUGAAUGCUGUUAACUUCCAAAUCAUUCAUAUGACACAAAGUUAUUUUUCUAUAAUUUUAUUGUGUGUAAAACCAAUCAGCGCCUAAAGAAUUAUUUUAGCUAAUCAUAUUAUCUGAUUAUCUAAUUGUAUUGUUUAAGAGUGAAACUUAUGGAAUUUUUUUUUUUUUUUUAAUCAAAUUAUGAAUGCCUUGUUAGCUUAGCAUACGUCCACAGUGACAUUAUUAUUGUCAGAUAUUAUAAUGAAGAAUUAUUUUAUAAAAUA